GAUAGAGAACUUGAUUAAAAGGGAGAUGGGAGCAUGAAGAAUUGCAUACAGUGCAUGGAUGUGCACCCUGUGAUGGUAUCUCCCACAGAUCUUACCUGGCAAUCUGGAAAGAUUUAACAGGAACUGCUGUGGGGAGUGAAGGAACCUGGAGAUGAAGGGCAUCCUCUGAGUCACCCCCAGCAGCUGGCAGCCACCGUGGAAAACCUCGGCUGGAUUUCUCAAGGCCUGUGUGCACAGAAAUAUGUCUCCUGCUGAGAUGUGGAUGGUUUUGGCACUUGUCUGUGUGGCCCACUGAGGUGUUUCUUAAACUCUUCAGUGCAUCACAAAACUGUUGUGUUUUGGGAUAUCCUGCUUAAACCCUUGGAAGAAAAUCUACCAACAGCCAAAAAUGACCUGAGCUGGAUAGCUGCUGCAUUAUCCCCAGGACCAGCUUGCUGCUCUGUGUUCCAUAUCCCAUUUGGAUGCACCGUACACUAUGGUUCACAUCAAUGUGUUGAAAAAACUCACGUUUGUUCUUGUGGUGAUCCUGUUAGCACUGACUGUUUGCCUGUGGAGAGAGACGAGAAGAAGCUACUACAUUCCUUUUAAGACUGAGAAUGAUGAUUUGCAAGUUCACAGGACUUCAGAAAAAUGGAACCCACUUAAAUCACAGGGCCUUUUCCAUGGAGCAACCAGUGAACUGGGUCAGAUGCCCAGAACGUGGUUUGGUAACCAUAAUGAAGUAAAAGGCAGCACCUCUGGAACAGCUGAGAAGUUCAAGAAAGCAGCAGACUCUAUGAAAGUAUGGGAUAAGGACAGUUCAUCCAGAAAUCUCAUACCUAGGCUGCAGAAGGUCAGAAAAAAUUACCUGUCCAUGAACAAGUACAAUGUGACUUACACUGGGAAGAGGAACGCUGCUAAACUCAGCCCAGAGAAGCUGCUCUGCCAGCUACGGGAUAGGGUAAAUGUGACCAUGAUACAGGGAUCAGAUAGUCCCUUUGAUACCUCUGAAUGGCAGCAAUACUUACCAGGGAAAAGCCUCGAUGAAACUGUGGGCCACCUGGGUCACUGUGCUGUCGUGUCCUCAGCAGGGUCUCUGAAAUCAUCUCAUUUGGGACAAGAGAUAGAUAGUCACGAUGCUGUUUUGCGAUUCAAUGGGGCUCCCACCAAGGGGUUUCAAGAAGAUGUGGGGCAAAAGACAACAAUUCGCCUCGUGAACUCCCAGCUUGUAACUGUUGAAGAGCAGCAGUUCCUGGGGGAAGCACUAUACAACACUGGAAUCUUAAUUGUCUGGGAUCCAGCACCCUAUCAUGCAGAGAUUCAUGAGUGGUACAGAAAACCAGACUACAACUUUUUUGAAAGCUACAAGUUGUAUCGUGGUAAACAUCCAGAGCAGCCUUUCUAUAUCCUGAACCCAAAAAUGCAGUGGCAACUCUGGGACAUUCUGCAGGAGAAUUCCCUGGAGCACAUUCAGCCUAAUCCACCGUCAUCAGGAAUGCUCGGCAUUGUGAUCAUGAUGACGCUCUGCGAUCAAGUGGACGUGUAUGAAUUUCUCCCUUCCAAACGGCAGACAGACAUCUGCCACUAUUACCAGAAGUUUCAUGACCGUGCCUGCACCAUGGGAGCUUACCACCCUCUCCUGUUUGAGAAGAACUUGGUGAAGCACAUAAACCAGGGCACAGAUGAGGACAUCUAUACUCACGGGAAAGUUACUCUGCCUGGCUUCCGAAACGUGCAUUGCUAGUGGAUUGAUUUUUAGUCUGUUUAGGAUUUUUUCUUGACUGUCAAAGCACUUUUUAAAUCAGGGUUGUCAGAUUUUUGUUAGGUCUAAGCACUGGUGUGUUUUGACAGCUCUUCCAUGUUGCAAAACUGGCUUUUAGGACUUGGCUGCCCAACUUCUCCCAGCUGUAAGGCUGUGUUCCUACGUUGCGGUACAUCCAUGCUCUAGCUGCUUGAGCCACUGCAAUAAAUUUACUCCUGGUGGAGCCAGGCUCAUGCAGCAGGUGGAUAUUUCUGUCUUCAUCUCAACUAAUGGUAGUGUAUGGGAGGCGCAGGAGAUGCUUUCUAAGCAGAGAUUGCACAAGUCAGGUCAAGUGCCAAAUAUGGUUUGGUUUAGCUUCAA
Dryobates pubescens (Downy woodpecker) is the source of this 2101-nucleotide messenger RNA. It is a transcript of the gene ST6GAL1, whose product is annotated as ST6 beta-galactoside alpha-2,6-sialyltransferase 1. The transcript has 8 exons. NCBI's taxonomy places the organism in Eukaryota, Metazoa, Chordata, Aves, Piciformes, Picidae. The record is from RefSeq and is a predicted model, not a curated record. Gene Ontology annotation, molecular function: sialyltransferase activity. Bases 476 to 1723 code for a protein of 415 amino acids.